This is a messenger RNA of Amaranthus tricolor (Joseph's coat), 1002 nucleotides long. RefSeq names its product U-box domain-containing protein 11. Bases 1 to 1002 code for a protein of 333 amino acids. The transcript has a single exon. The record is from RefSeq and is a predicted model, not a curated record. Gene Ontology annotation, molecular function: protein binding. Lineage: Eukaryota; Viridiplantae; Streptophyta; Magnoliopsida; Caryophyllales; Amaranthaceae. Gene Ontology annotation, cellular component: cytoplasm; nucleus.
AUGGACCUCCAAGUAAAGCAACAAACAAUACAAACCCUAAUACGAAAUCUAAGUUCUGUUUCCGAUCAAACCCGGAUCGCCGCCUUAUGUGAGCUCCGAUUACUCACAAAAAACGACCCACUAAUCCGACCCAUCAUCAUCCAACAAGAUGAAGGUGCUGCUAUCUCUCUUUUGUCAGAAACCCUUUACUCUCCUUCCCGUUUAGCUCAAGAAAACGCUGCUGCUACUCUUCUUAACCUCUCUAUUUCCUGCAAAGAACAGCUUAUUUCUACCCGUGGGUUUCUGGAUUCUAUCGCUUAUUGUCUAUCUGAUCAUCGGAACCAACCACCAGCUGUUGUACAAUCAGCUGCUGCGACGAUUUAUAGCUUAUCGGUUGAGGAGAAUUUUCGGUCGAUAAUUGGAGGGAAAAGGGAGAUUGUGUAUUCUUUGAUUGAUAUUGUGGGUUUUAAAGAUUCUCCUUCAAGGUCUAUCAAAGAUGGGUUAAAAGCUCUAUUUGGGUUGUCUUUGUAUCCGUUAAACCGGCCAUUAUUGGUUGAGUUUGGAGCACUUGAUGCACUUUUUGGUAUCGUGGUAAGAGAUGGAAGAGUUGGAGUGAUUGAAGAUGCAACAGCUGUGAUUGCACAAAUUGCUAAUUGUGCAGAGAGUAUUCAAGCAUUUAGGAAGGUUUCGGGUAUUAGGGUUUUGGUUGAUUUGUUGAAUCCUGAAACGGGUUGGAGUUCAAGGACUAAAGAGAAUGCGGUUUCUGGGUUGUUGAAUUUGGUGAAAAUUGGUGGGGAGGAAGUUGGAAAGGAGAUUAGAUCAGUGGGUUUAGGGUUGAUUUUUGAUGGGUUAGGGGAAGUGGUUGAUUGUGGAUCUGAUAAAGGGAAAAAAAGAGCUCAAGAUUUGAUCAAAAUUCUUGAAGAUGGUUUCAGUUUGAGUCUUAAAGAUGAUAACUUUUCGGGUUCGGGUUCUGAUUUGUAUUAUCAUCCUUCCUUGGAUACUUCUAAUUCGUAUUCAUAUUGA